UCUUUUUUUUGGGCCUGUUGUUAACACGAUAGGGUACUUCAUGCAUGGGGUUUGUAAGGAAGGAGAUAACUGUCGCUACUCGCACGACCUUUCUGACAGCCCGUAUGGUAUAGUGUGCAAGUAUUUUCAGCGAGGAUACUAUAUUUACAGAGACCGCUGCAGAUAUGAACACAGCAAGCCAUCAAAACAGGAAGAAGCGACUGCUGCAGAUCUAAGUGCAGAAUCAUCUGUUGCUGCUUCAAGUCUCUUAUCAGUAGUUGGACCAGUUGCUGAAAUAAAUAUGGGCAAGGCUGAGUCAAGAAAUUCAAACUUUGCAACUGUAGGAGCAGGCUCAGAAGACUGGGUGAAUGCCAUUGAGUUUGUUCCUGGGCAGCCCUACUGUGGCCUUACAGCCCUUUCCUGCACUGAAGCGCCCCUGCAGGGCUCAGUGACCAAGGAGGAACCUGAGAAAGAGCAACCAGUAGGGGAAACAAAGAAGCAACUUUGCCCUUAUGCUGCAGUGGGAGAAUGCCGGUAUGGGGAAAACUGUGUGUAUUUCCACGGAGACUCCUGUGACAUGUGUGGGCUGCAGGUCCUCUAUCCAAUGGAUGCUGCUCAGAUCAUAAAAUCUUGCAUCGAGGCCCAUGAGAAGGACAUGGAGCUCUCGUUCGCCAUGCAGCGCAGUAAGGACAUGGUGUGUGGGAUCUGCAUGGAGGUGGUCUAUGAGAAGGCCAAACCCAGUGAGCGCCGCUUUGGGAUUCUUUCCAACAACUGCAGCCACACCUACUGUCUGAAGUGUAUUCGCAAGUGGAGGAGUGCUAAGCAAUUUGAGAGCAAGAUCAUAAAGUCCUGCCCAGAAUGCCGGAUCACAUCUACCUUUGUCAUUCCAAGUGAGUACUGGGUGGAGGAGAAAGAAGAGAAGCAGAAACUCAUUCAGAAAUACAAGGAGGCAAUGAGCAACAAGGUGUGCAGGUAUUUUGAUGAAGGAUGUGGGAGCUGCCCAUUUGGAGGGAACUGUUUUUACAAGCAUGCAUACCCUGAUGGCCAUAGAGGGGAGCCACAGAGACAGAAAGUGGGAACAUCAAGCAGAUACCGGGCCCAACGAAGGAACCACUUCUGGGAGCUCAUUGAGGAAAGAGAGAACAGCAACCCCUUUGACAACUAUGAAGAAGAGGUCGUGACCUUUGAGCUGGGCGAGAUGUUGCUUAUGCUUUUGGCUGCAGGUGGGGACGACGACCUGACAGACUCUGAAGACAAGUGGGACUUGUUUCACGACGAGCUGGAAGAUUUCUAUGACUUGGAUCUAUAGCAGCUUCGUGUGGCGUGCGAGCUGGGCCGCAAGCCCGACAGUGGCCGUCCCCUGUG
Talpa occidentalis (Iberian mole) is the source of this 1344-nucleotide messenger RNA. Its product is annotated as E3 ubiquitin-protein ligase makorin-1-like. Gene Ontology annotation, molecular function: metal ion binding; ubiquitin protein ligase activity. The record is from RefSeq and is a predicted model, not a curated record. Gene Ontology annotation, biological process: protein polyubiquitination. Lineage: Eukaryota; Metazoa; Chordata; Mammalia; Eulipotyphla; Talpidae.